GUUCUCGUUCAGUUCGCCGCGCGGCUCCGGCAGUUUCAGUUUCGAGGUCCUGACUCGGUCCGUUUCUCAGUUCCGAGCAAACUUCGGCGGGGAGCAGAAGGAGCAGAGCGGAGCAGUGGAGCCCCACCAGCAAAUAAAAAUAGACAAAAUACUGAAACAAUAACUCGAGGCGGCGAGCUAGUGUAGAAUUUUGUACAUAUACAAUAUACAAUUGCGGGGGAGCGGAAGUGGCAAGUGGCGGAAUAAUUAAGGACAAAAACGCAAUUUCAAUUAUCGUUAGUGUAAUCUUGAAUGUGAAUUUAAAUGUGAACUGUGAGUGUUCGGUGUGCGGCAGUUUUUGCCAGACAAUUUGUUUCUCUGAAUGUGGUGUACUUUUUUCCCAUUGCAAAUUAGUUAGAGUGGCUUAAUCAAAUAUAUACAUUAUAUAUAGUUAUAUACAUGUGUGUCGGUGUGCCAGUAUUUUUGCUAAACUUAUUGAACUGAUAUCGUAUACUUUUUAAGUGCUCAAGCAAUUAUUGUAAUUUGAAUAAAGGAACUUUGGCCGCAUUCAAACGACAAAGGACUAGAAACCGGAGUCCUUUUUCCCCGAAAAGUGCGAGUGUGUGCUGCUAUUCGCCUUUGUCCUGCGAAUCAGGGGGUGUGUCCAAAGGGGCCGAGGGGGAAACUUUUUACAUAAGCAGGACCAGCUGCAAAUGGAACGGCCACCUGCGGCUACACGGCGGCUACUCAACGCCUGGAUCCCUCGCUUUGUUCGCCACUGAGUGCUUAGUGCUGAGUGCUGAGUGUUUAGAGCCGCGUGUCCUUGCAACGUGACAGCCCGAUUGUGCGUGGGGAUAUGCAAAGGAGUCCCGCCUCCCGACAAUGGCCCACUUAAAGCUGGACACACUCCACGUGCAGCGCAGCCCCCGCGGCUCCCGCAGGAGCAGUCCGAGCAGCGGCAGGAGCAGCGCCUGCAGCUCCGGGAGCAUCUCCCCCGUGCCCAUCAUCCCGAUCAUCGCCAUCAGCCACGAUGGCGACGAGUCCGAGUCGGAGUCCGAAAUCGAAACGGAGCCCGCGCGCCUCUUCCAGCGCCGCAUGUCCACCAAGUGCACUAACAACCUGGCUGCCAUCAUCAAAGAGGGAUUCCUGCUGAAGCACACUUGGUCCUUUCAGCGCUGGCGACGCCGAUACUUUCGCCUCAAGCGCAAUAUGCUGUUUUACGCCAAAGAUGAAAAGUGCGAUGUUUUCGACGAUAUUGAUCUAUCGGACUUGUGUUACUUCGAGUGCGGCAUCAAGAACGUAAAUCAUAGUUUUCAGAUAAUCACCCCCACUCGCUCUUUGGUGCUCUGCGCCGAGUCCCGCCGCGAAAUGGAGGACUGGCUGGGCAGCCUGAAGACGGCGACGGCGCCGCAGCGUCCGCGGGGCGACAGCUUCCUAAUCGAGCAGCACGACAUCCUGUCGAACCACCACCACUGGUACGCCACCUCCCAUGCGCGACCCACCUACUGCAACGUGUGCCGGGAUGCCCUCUCCGGGGUCACCUCCCACGGACUCAGCUGCGAGGUGUGCAAGUGCAAGGUGCACAAGCGGUGCGCGGCCAAGUCCAUUGCCAACUGCAAGUGGACCACCUUGGCGAGCGUGGGCAAGGACAUCAUCGAGCAGGCGGACGGCAUCAUCAUGCCGCACCAGUGGAUGGAGGGUAACCUGCCCGUAUCCUCCAUGUGCGCCGUCUGCAAGAAGACCUGCGGAUCGGUGCUCAGACUCCAGGAUUGGCGGUGCCUCUGGUGUCGCGCCACCGUCCACGUGGCCUGUCGUCCCCAGAUGGCAGUGGCCUGCCCCAUCGGUCCCGCCAAGCUGUCCGUGGUGCCUCCCACAAGUGUCCACUCUAUCAGCACCGACGACGCCUGGGAUGUGGCCAGUCCCAAGGGCAACUUCUCGCCCCUGUUGGUCUUCGUCAACUCCAAGUCGGGCGACAACCAAGGAGUGAAGUUCCUGCGGCGGUUUAAGCAGCUCUUGAAUCCCGCACAGGUCUUCGAUCUCAUCUCCACGGGUCCGAGCCUCGGACUCAGGCUCUUCCGCCACUUCGAGAUGUUCCGCAUCCUGGUCUGCUCCGGCGACGGAUCUGUGGGCUGGGUACUUAGCGAGAUAGAUCGAUUCAACAUGCAUAAACAAUGCCAGGUGGCCGUGAUGCCAUUGGGCACUGGCAACGACUUGGCCAGGGUUCUGGGCUGGGGCUCCAGCUGCGACGAUGACACCCACCUGCCGCAAAUUCUGGAGCGGUACGAGUCAGCUAGCACCAAAAUGCUCGACCGCUGGAGCAUCAUGGUCUUCGAGAAGGCCAUUCCAGUGCCCAAAACGCCCAAGAUGUCGAUUAGCACCGAGCAGGAGGCGAUGCUCACUGGCAUGGUGACGUCGGCCAACCACCAUCUGCGAUUCAUCGUGGAGACCAACGACACUCAAACCUUGAUCAGCUCCACGAGGAAUCUCUGCGACACCAUUGACGACCUGGUGUGUCGCAUCUCGGAGCACCAUAAAGACGACGAACAGCUGGCAGUUAAGUGCGACAUCCUCAGGCAGAAACUGAACAUGCUGCUGGAUGCUUUGCAGGAGGAGGAGAUGGGAGCCCACAGCGGCGACGACUUGAUCGCCACCAUCAGGAGUCUCAUCGCGAGGAGCAUUCCCCUGACACCAGGAUCCAGUGCCUCUCUGCUCAACCCAAACAUAUCAAUUGAAAAGACCGAAAAAGACCAGAUUAACACGAAGGAGCGCAGGAACAGUCGGUCGCUUCGCUCCAGCGAGAAGGAGGCGCUCCAGUGCCGCGCCAACAGCGUCAAGCGAGCCAUUUACAAUGUAGUGGAGCACUCGGAACCAGGACGUCCCAAACGCUACCAGCGGAAGCUCUCGAUCACGCCGUUCGAGGCACUGAAGCUGCCCACCACCACUUCCGGGGAAUCCACGCCCUGCGGCUCCCCCUUGCCAAUAAUCCCGCCCAUCAAUAUUAUCUCCCCCACCAUGGAAACCUCCCGACUUACCUGCAUUUCUCCUCUGCCUGAUACUCGACGCGAUUCCGUGGACGAGAACUUCUUCAACAGCAUUAAUCUUCCAGCUCCGCGACAAUUUGCAGACAGCCGUAGGAGCUCUGGCGUUGAAGUGAUUCAGGAGAUCGAGGAAGGUGCCAAUGGGGAGACGGUGUACCGAAGGAGUCGCAUGUCCUUGUCCGGUGGAGCCAAUAUCGACGAUGAUGGCAAUCGAUUGUCACCCAGCAGCGAUGGUGGCGAUAACACGCCCACCGAGCGCAAAGUGGACUUUCUGCGGGUUCCGAUUCAUACUGGUGAACCGAUUGUGGAUCCCUUAUCCGAUUACCGACCCCACGAGGUUUUCGAGCGUACCUACUACAUGACACGGGAAAUGGACAAGGAUAAGGAAAAAGAGAAGGAAAAGGACAAAGAUGUGGAGGAGGAUAAGGAGAAGGAUAAAUGUGUGGAGAAGGAGGACACCACGCCCACCGAGAAGCUAGUGCACACUUGUAGUCUCCAGGUACCCGGCGUUGUCGUUACCCCCAACUCCCAAAACGUUUACACAAGCGCCAGUCUAACAAUCAUUGAUACCGAUGCACAAACCACCACCGAACAAUCCUCCUCCGACGAUCUGGGAAACGAGGCCAGCGAUGUUCUUUCGGCCAUUAGCAAUGAGGAGUGCAGCGUGGCUUCCGAGAUAUUCGAUAAGCAGGACCCCGGUCAAACCGUGGGUGAUAUUAUUCAGAAUAUGGAUGCUAGCAACUUCACGCACAUUGAUUCCCCGGAAACCAGUGACGAAACGGAAGCAAUGCCCGGCGAGAGCAUCAUGGACGACAUCAGCUCGGUGCUGGGGCACGACAUCACCUACGCCCUGCAGGACAACACGCUGACCGACGACACCACCACCCUCUGCUCGGAGCACGCGGGACCACCGAAACCGCCUCGCAAGAAGUCCUUGAGCGCCUUGACCCGCGCGCAGCCGCAUCCGCGCAGACGCAACUCGUCUCCACCGCGCAUCGCGCGACUGGCGCGAAUGGACAGCGACGAUAAUCCGCAGCAGUUCGGGUUCGAGAACAUCGUGUUCGAGAUCGACAACAGAUGCGACGACCAGAAGAUGCGGGAGCCACCGCGCUACUGCAGCCUGGCGCAGUUCGUGGAAGGUAACGAUAUAGCGCGUCAGAGCUUCAAGCAGCUAAUGCUAGAACAACAACGAAGCGGCGACAACGAUAUCGACGACCCGGAUGCCCAGCAAACGCCAACGAACACGGUGGCCAAUUUACUGGCCACCACCAGCGAGGACGAGCUGUCCACGCAGACGGCCAUCAAAAUAGAAAUUCAAGACGUUGAUGCCACUGUGCGCAACAUCAACAGCAGCAUGAAGGCCAAUACGAUCUUGACCACGUCGACAUCGCCCACGAAGAAAUCGGGCCAUGGACAAGAUAUAAGUGUUGUUGUAAGACCGCCGACGCCGUUGCGCGGCGACUGCAUCAAGCCCACGGUUUCGCUCCUGCCUUGCCCCUCCGGCGGAGCCCUAUCCGUGUCCAUGGGCUGCUCCGGAUUGCUGGGAGUGCGCUCCCUGAACGCCUCCGAGAUCAGGCGCCACUCGAGCCACGCCCCCGGGCUGGCUGUCCGCGAGUUCGACAAGGACAAGGACCGCCGGCACUCCGGCUUCAAUCCCAAUCAGCUGACGCUGGACCCGGAGCACGCCCGCUUCCUCAGCAGUUCGCCGGCGGCCAGUCGCAGGAUCAGCUGCGGCAGCCUCUUCAAGCCGAACGAAGCACUUCCGAAUCUCCAGACCCUAAAGGGUUCCAAGUCGAGCUUGUUUAUGGGCUCAACGCUUUUUGGUUUCGAUCACUUCGCCGCCGGGGACAAGGACAAAGAGGAUAAGGGUGGCAAGGACAAGGAGAAGACGCCCACCGAGGAGACCAAUCGCAAGUUGCCCAUCAUCAAUCCAUUGGUGCGACUGCCCAAUUGGCCAAACCUUGCAAAUGGCGGUGGUUUUAUCUCCAAGUGUCUCCUGGCCAAUGCAGACACCCUUUGCGCCGCUGUGAGUCCUCUCAUGGAUCCGGACGAGACCCUUUUGGCUGGCUACCACGAGAAGUGCGUAAUGAACAACUACUUUGGCAUCGGCAUCGACGCCAAGAUAUCGCUGGACUUCCACAACAAACGGGAGGAGCACCCGGAGAAGUGUCGAUCCCGUGCGAGAAACUACAUGUGGUACGGAGUACUGGGAUCCAAGCAGCUUCUCCAGAAGACCUGCAAGAAUCUAGAGCAGCGGGUUCAGCUGGAGUGCGAUGGACAGAGGAUUCCGCUGCCGGAGCUCCAGGGAAUUGUUAUCCUGAAUAUACCAAGCUUCAUGGGAGGUACUAACUUCUGGGGCAGCAGCAAGAAGGACGACAUAUUCCUGCCGCCCAGCUUUGAUGACAGGGUCCUCGAAGUGGUCGCCGUCUUUGGAUCAGUGCAGAUGGCCGCCUCGCGGCUGAUCAACCUGCAACACCAUCGCAUCGCCCAGUGUCAGAGUGUACAGAUCAACAUUUUGGGCGACGAGGAGAUUCCCAUCCAGGUGGACGGUGAGGCCUGGCUGCAGCCACCGGGAAUGAUCCGCAUCUUGCACAAGAACCGAGUGCAGAUGCUGUGCAGAAAUAGGAGUUUGGAGCUCUCGCUGAAGAGCUGGCAGGAGAAGCAGCGCCAGCACAGCAUCUCCAUCCAAAGGGACGCAUCCUCCACUGCUUCGGAGCACGCCAUCUCCACCGAUGAGGUGAUCUCCGAGCGCGAGUGUUACGUGCUGCUCAACUUCAUUGAGGCCGUUAGCUCGUUGGUCAAGUGGGUCAAGUUCCUGAUCAUCUCGCACCCAGCAUUGCAACACGAUCUCUAUGAGGUGGCCUGUCGGGCCAGCGAAGCUCUGGAGUCGAUUCACCCGCAGGGAAAGCUGCUCGAAGGUCCUUCGCUCCGCACCAAGUUGGUGGAAGUCAUCGACUCCUCUCGCCAGCUGUACGACGACGCCUGCACUUUGCUGCGGGAUCGGGGUCACAGUCUGAUUCUUCGCGAGGAUCUGGAGACGAAACUCAGUGCCGCAUUGGCCAACAUGGAAAUGGAGCUAAAGAAGUGUUCGGUUCAGAAGUGCAUCGACGGCAAAUUGCGGGCCUACUUCAAUGUUUUGGCGCCCAACGAGGAGUCCGAUGGCCGCCGAAAGUCGAGACCCUUCUGGGUGCGAUUGAGGUCCGGUUCCACUGCCGGCCAGCAGGCAUUUAAGCCACCUCUGACCAACACCCGGGAGGCGGCCAACAACUGGAGCGUCAACGAGGUGGUCACCUGGCUGGAGACCAUGCAGUUGUCGGAGUACGUGGACAGCUUCCUGAAGAACGACAUCCGCGGCAAGGAACUGCUCACCCUGGGAAGGCGCGAUCUUAAGGACCUCGGAGUGGUCAAGGUGGGCCACGUUAAAAGGAUACUGCAGGCCAUCAAGGAUCUCAGCGAGAACUAGGCUUCCUGUUUGGCUAGUUACCUGUUACCGGCUAGUACAAACAAAUCAGUCUUCGAGUCGAUGCAGGGGGGAAAUAAUGAGUUGUAAGCGAUCACUGGGGUUACUAAAUUAUUUUGGGACGAAAACUGCAUACAACAAUCACUAAUUUAUAGGCUAGCUUAGCUAACAUGUCGAAGAGAAGGGGAUCGCGCGAAAGAACAAAUAAUACUUAGAAUGCAAUCAUUUGAUGAGAACGACUAUAACACAAAGGAUACUCUUUACAUUUAGGCCCAACUGACUUACUCUCCGACAAGUUAUCUCGAUGUAUAACAUUUGCUAGGCAGGAAAUUGUACAAUUUUUCAGCUCCCUUGCCCAGUAAAAAUCGAGACAUGAACGAAAAGCACUAAAA
Messenger RNA from Drosophila ficusphila, 6869 nucleotides. RefSeq names its product diacylglycerol kinase eta. Lineage: Eukaryota; Metazoa; Arthropoda; Insecta; Diptera; Drosophilidae. Gene Ontology annotation, biological process: lipid phosphorylation; diacylglycerol metabolic process; intracellular signal transduction. The record is from RefSeq and is a predicted model, not a curated record. Gene Ontology annotation, molecular function: ATP-dependent diacylglycerol kinase activity; protein binding.